Frankliniella occidentalis (western flower thrips) is the source of this 4363-nucleotide messenger RNA. RefSeq lists its product as uncharacterized. Lineage: Eukaryota; Metazoa; Arthropoda; Insecta; Thysanoptera; Thripidae. The record is from RefSeq and is a predicted model, not a curated record. The transcript has 5 exons. The coding region runs from base 944 to 1810 and encodes 288 amino acids.
CCCCAGGUCUUGUAAGAACGCCUCCCAACUUGCGCACCCCUCUCGCACCCCUCACCGCCCCGUGACGCCGUCGCCCGGGCUGUUCCAUGAGUGCUGUCAGGUGCAUGGCCAUACCCCACCCCACCUUCACCCCACAUCCCCCGUGGACCGCCGAGCCCGCGGAGGUAAGCAACCGAAACGGGCACGAUUUACUCAGUCUACGAAUAAAGCCGUUCCGUUGUCUUGAUCUACCCUUAAAUAUUUCCUGAUGUUGUACUCGUUGUACUGUCACUGUACGACCUGCACGCGUCUGGGUGGGUGUGGGUUUGCCUAUCAUCGCUGACCACGUUGCCUUUUCGUCACAAUCGACUAGGCAACCCACUCGCACGUCUGCAUGCGAUACAGAAAAACCACAGACGAGAUAGGUGUACAAGGUAAAAGUGACUACUUUGAGACUUCUGCUUGAAAACCAUUCAGUAAAUGCUCGGUUUCUACCCAGAAAUGUUAAUUUACAAGCUUCCGCGUGGGCAACCCCGUAUGUUAUACACGUCUCGUACCCGACCACGCAUAGAUACUCCACACUUCUAGGUGCUCUCUGUGGCUCUGUAUCUAUCUCUUCUCCUUGCCCUUCUGCUGACCCUCUUCAUCAUCUCGUUCACUUUCUCCUAUCUCUCUUUUACUGCCCUUUCUCUUGUGUGUCAUGAGAAAAUGAAUAGUUUCUUUUAGGAAAAAGUGGUUAUUUCUACAGGCUUGGGUUCUCGGCGAAUGUGUGUUGACCUUUGCGUGUUUGAUAUGCAGGAUGAUUGGGGCGAUGCCCGCAGUGGCCGUGCGCCACGAAAGACUCAAGCAACAGAAGCGCGGCAAGUGGCCCUCCAGCCUGGCGCUGCAGACUCCGCUCACUAUCUCAGGUGACCGUCCGCCCCACCGUCCCUGCCGCAGCUAAAGCCAAAUCUGAGGGCUCACCAUGAUCGGCGCCAUGCCAGCCGUGGCCGUGCGCCACGAGCGCCGGAAGCAGGAGCGGCGCCACAAGCGGCCGUCGCAGCUCGGCAUCCAGUCGCCCCCGGCCGACUCCCUGGACAACGUGGGCCUCGGGCUGGGCGUGGCCAGCCCCGAGCCGCUGCAGUCGCCCCUCCAGCAGGACGGCCGGCAGGAGUACUACAUCUGCGGCAAGGUGUCGGUGCUGCACCUUGUCGUGGUGUCGCUGCUCCUCGGCGCCAUCCUGGUGAUCGUCGGCUUAGUGCAGCUCACCCCCAAUGCGGACGCGAGCCAGCACCGCUACCUUCUGCUGGGCGGCGGGGGCGCCAUGCUCAUCUUCGGCAUCCUGCUGGCCGUGCUCCGCUGCUGCGUGCUGCCCUGGCGGCAGCGCCGCCUACCCGGAAUGGCCGCAACCGCGCAGGCCCCAGGUGGCGGUGCAGCCGCUUCUGAGGCCCCAGCGUCGGGCUCCGGGUCAGGAUCGGUCCGCGAUGGCAGUCGAUCACGCACAAACUCCACUACAAAUGGCCAGGUGGCUCGCCGAGCCUCUGCAGCGCUAGGGGUGUGCACGCCGACUGGAGCGCAGCGUCGCCGCAGCCUCCUGGAGAUGGAGCGGGGCAUGACGCUGCACGGGCUGGCUCACGGCGCGGGCGGCGCGGCGCCACUCGGCGACCUGGAUGGUGCCGAAGCCGAGGACCCCGAUGAUGCCCAGACCCGCGCCGAGAUCCAGAACCACAUGAACGAGAUGACCGCGGCCGCACCUGCUGAGCUGGCCGCCACCCUCCCCGUCGCACUCACUGGGGCCCCAGGGCCCUCGCCGACCCCCGCCGGGGCCGAGGCCGGGGCCCCCGCCACGUGAGCAGCGGCCCGUGGACAGACGCCCGGAAGGCGCGUCGACCCACUGGAAGGUUAUUUUCGUCGUUUCUUUGGUUGGCCGGGACGAGGGCUGGCGUCAUGCUGUGUGCCCGCCUUUAGGCCCACCCACGCCGGUGCUGCAGCGCUGCUGUGCACGCUGCUGCGGCCCUUGGUCUUGGUUUGAUGCCCGGGUCCGGAUUGCAUGGAUGAUAUCUUCCGCGAAGCAUAUUUAUUUUUGAAGUCUCGCGGCCUGACCCGCCUUGAGUGUCACCGCGUCACUUCUUGUCACCGACAUCUUUCUCGCAUGAUCUUCUCACACACGGCAGGGAAACCCCGAGCGUCUGUGCGAACGGGCGUUGGGUUACACAGGGCAAAGAGUGGGUGGCAGAGCUCUACGAAAUCGGACCUUCUGACAGGCGCGGAUUAAGGGGGGGGGGGGGCGAUCACCUAGUGAGCCGCCUGAAAGGUAGGCAAUAUGAGCCACAGAACCCCUGUAAGUAGGCAACCGACAGUGCAUCGCCCCCUCCCCUGUCAGCCAGACCUUAAUCCGCGCCUGCCUUCUGACGGACUAAUUGCUUGUCAUUGAGAAUUUGGCGGGAAAUCUAUAUGUUCUCGCUUGAGUCGAAGGGCUUACUUAUUAUUUUAAGUCGUCCCAAAACGUGAGCAAUGAUACAACAGCAGCCUACCCUGAGCCAAAAGCUACGCUGAUUUCAAAUGUUUUCCCUCGGUUUUAUUGCAAGACAGGCCGCUUGUUCCAAACAGGUUCACAGCGUCAGAAAACCUACGAGAACGUUACUACCCUCUGAUGACGUAGACCAGGUCAUACUGAACAAACCAACUCGAAAUAAGACUUUUGCCUGCGAUUAUUUACUGAGGAAGCUAAGUAUACUUUAAUAGCAUGUAACUGCACUUCUUAAAGCCAAUUAUGUUUGCGACAAGAGGAGAGAGAGAGGCUUACUAUUUUUAUCCUAUACUUUCUUUGCCAAAGGAUAUUGAAACUAUUGUGUUACAUUAUAGUUUUUAAGCAUUAAUUUUUUUCCAAUUGAUAGUAUGAUUGCAGGAGAAACAAAUAAUAACUCAUCAACUUACUCUGUAGAGUGAUGACUAAAUGAUUUUCUGUUCCAUGCUUUAGAAUUAUAGAACCACUUUAUACUGUAAUAAGUGUCUCUUCAUAAAAAACUGAGUCUAAGCUGCCACCGUGUUAGUAUUUUUUAUCAGAGAAGCUGUGGUUCCGUUACUUUUUAUAUUUCAAACUGUGCACCAUUCCUGUACACAUUCCUGUACAAGAGUUAAACCUGUAGAGGUUCAAAUGAAACCCAGCAGCUAACUGUCUAAACUCUCCUAGAACUGACAUAGCUAAUUAUCAUAGAGCUUGAGUCAGUGAUUCUUUAACUGUAUGAGAUAUUUCCAAGAAACAAAGAGUACAAAGUGAGCUGACUUUGAGUUCACAUAAAAGCGUUCUCAGUCCAGCCUUGACCAAAGCAUUGUAAAUUAUAUUCGAUUCCUCAGUUUGUCAUAUUCAAGCUAAUCCCUUUGCCAAAAAUAUACAUACAUAUCUUACUUACAUAUUUAAUCAUAAGAAAAUUGUAUAAUGACUUUGGCCAUUAAAAUUAUUCCCAAUUGUUAAAUUUACUUAUAAGGCAACAGCAAAUAUUCAAAUUGCUUUCACUGUUUUAUGCAAUGGUCACAUGAAACAACUUCUUGUGAAUGUUCUUCUUUACUUUGGUGUUACUUUUGAAGGAGCUCACAUCUUUUUAUUAUUACAUGUUGUCAGAGUAAUAUGCCCAGAAGUAGUUGUACAUUUAAUCCAAUUUCAAGUACAAGUGAAAGUUCUGAUGUCUGUAUUUACAACCCUGUUGGUUUUACAGAUUUUAUGAACUGCUUCUAAGAGCAGAUUUUCAUCCUUCAUAUUUAUACUGGCCACUGACUAAGGUCGUAUGCCUAAAAUCAGAUGCACAAUGGGGCCCAGACCCACAUGUAAUAUACUUUUAAAGAUGUACAUACUACAGUAUAUAUAAAAAUAUUAUAUUAAGUAACUCAGCUGUGAAUUGACUUAUGACUUGUUUCUGGAUUUAAUUAAUGUUUGGAUAUUUCUGUGUGAUGAUUUUUGGCAUCUAUUUGACAUGGUUAGAUCAGUUUGUUUUGUACUACUAAACCAACCCUCUAAAUUGAAGUUGUAAAAUACUUAAACAAAUUAUACACUUAAACACAAUUCUUUCUAACGUAAGAAAAAGAGUGAAGAAAAGUAAGCCAUGAACACGGGAUUCUUCCUCCACCUCCCAAAUAUAAUACAGAACACAAAAAUAAGGCUACUUUGUACACACGGAACUGUUCAGUGGAUUGUAUACAUUGACAUUGGCGAAGAAAUGCAGUUAUGAUGAUGACUGAAGGUGAAGAUUAAUAUUGCAAAAUUGUAGAGAAAGGAGGAAGUUCCUGAAACAUGUAAUGGGACCAUCCAUACUAUUGUCUGACUGCCCUCAACUGUGUUACACAAAAAAAGUAUUGUACAGGAAUGUCCAUAACUCAAAAAUACAUUGUUUUGCCUUUUUCUUGUAAA